GUUUCUGUGUAGCACCACUCUGCCGAGUACUUCCUGUAACAAGCGGAAGUGAAUGUAGUCUAUGUACAUGGAGGUGACCCGACGGGAUAUUAUCGGAUAAUUUUGUUAAAUUUGGGCUGCGGGGACUGACCGGGUUUUAAUAGAGGGGUUUGAACAUAACUGGUGCGAUGGGAGCUCAUCUUGUGAGGCGGUAUGUUACCGAAACCGACACCGAACCGGACCCUGCGAAGAAGUUUGAGUUCGACCCUACGUUAGGUUUUCCCGACAGGAAGGAGAGAGAGAUGGUUGCGACCCAGGAGCAGAUGAACUUGGCCCAGCUGCCCCUGGAGCAGCGCGACUACUGCGCUCAUCACCUUCUGAAACUCAUGAAAUGUAAGAGGGACAACUGGCCCAACUUCCUCGCCUGUAAGCAUGAGAGGCACGACUGGGACUACUGUGAACACCAGGACUACGUGAUGCGUAUGAAGGAGUACGAGAGGGAGAGGAGGCUCCAGCUGCGGAAGAAGAGAAUCGAAGCUAACGCUGAAGCUGCAUAAUUCAUGCCAACUUUGCUUCCUUGUAUAUAAACGGGCAGUUUCUCCCAUUAAAAACAACAUUCUGUAUCCUCUA
Molecule: messenger RNA, 609 nt
Organism: Oryzias melastigma (Indian medaka)
Lineage: Eukaryota; Metazoa; Chordata; Actinopteri; Beloniformes; Adrianichthyidae
Gene: ndufb7
Product: NADH:ubiquinone oxidoreductase subunit B7
Exons: 3
Coding region: 168-536 (122 amino acids)
Cellular component (GO): mitochondrion
Source: RefSeq, a predicted model, not a curated record